This is a messenger RNA of Polypterus senegalus (gray bichir), 4969 nucleotides long. RefSeq names its product FHF complex subunit HOOK interacting protein 1Aa (gene fhip1aa). Bases 555 to 3551 code for a protein of 998 amino acids. NCBI's taxonomy places the organism in Eukaryota, Metazoa, Chordata, Cladistia, Polypteriformes, Polypteridae. The transcript is spliced from 13 exons. The record is from RefSeq and is a predicted model, not a curated record.
AUGAUCUUCCCGCCUAUUUCUUCACGGAGAUGAAACCACGCACGUUUUUUUUUUUCACGCCCCAUCGUGGGCUUCCUCUUUCGCGACUCCCGCUCAAUCUCAGAUCCGCGGCCAGUUGCACUUCCUUUCCUGACCACGGGUGCUAAUGUGCAUCCCCUUUCAUCUCAAUUGCAGCAUUAAACAGGUUUUACAUGGAGGUGCUGACAUUUGUUGUGUCCCUGCAGUCAUGCGGUGAUGUCACGAGUCUGUCUGGUCCGACUUGUUUUAAAGCCUCUGUUGUCCAGGCGUGGCCCUUCCCUGCGCGGCUUACCUGCUGCACUUCGACAAGCGCCUAUACGUGUUGGAUUCACGAGACGGUCUUUCCCCAAGGAGAUUAUUUCUUCUGAAGAUCAUGGAAUAUGGAAGAGCGGCAUUGGCAGCAGAAGGGCAGCGAUGGUCCACAUGAGAUUUCCACAUAUGUGCAAUGGGCACUUCUGGUCUUCUGAUGUCCAAACCAGACAUCGAUUGCUGCAAUCUUUUCUCCACUAUGGUUUAGUGGACCUUCACAGGAGACAAUGACUUCCCUUCUUACAAAUGGGAAUCGAAACAGCCAGGCCCUGAACCUGCGAGGUGUGGACCCAGAGACAUGCACAAUUGUUUUCAAAAACCACUGGGCUCAGGUGGUGAAGAUCCUUGAGAAGCAUGACCCCCUGCGUGGCAACGGUAACACUGGCAGUAUUGGAGUCGGUGGCAGCAGCCUCCGCUUUGGCCCCAUUCCAGUCGAUGAAGCCAGUGCUGUGCAGAAUUAUGUGGAACACAUGCUGUUCCUCAUGAUGGAGGAGGAAUGCGGGCAAUCCGGUGCCAUGGGCCCCAUCUUGGAAUUUGUGGUAACCGAGAACGUCAUGGAGAAGCUGUUUUUGUGGAGCCUGCGGAGGGAGUUCACCGAUGACAUGAAGAUCGAACAGCUGAAGAUGUACGAGAUGUUGGUGUGUCAGUCCCGGCAGCCCCUAUUACAUCACAAACCCAUUCUGCGACCCCUGAUGAUGCUGCUGAGCUCCUGCUCUGGGACAGCCACACCAUCCGUGGAAGCUGAACUUGUCAUUCUACUCAAUCAGCUUUGUUCCAUUUUGGCUAAAGACCCCUCAAUUCUGGAGCUAUUCUUUCAUACCAGCGAGGACCAGGGUGCAGCUAACUUCCUGAUUUUCUCCCUUCUUAUUCCUUUCAUUCAUCGCGAGGGCACAGUUGGUCAGCAAGCCCGUGAUGCCCUGCUAUUCAUCAUGGCACUGUCAGCAGAGAACCAUGUUGUCGCCAACCAUGUCGUGGAGAACACCUACUUUUGUCCGGUGCUAGCGACUGGUCUAAGUGGUCUCUACUCUUCUCUCCCCACCAAGCUUGAAGUGCACAGUGAGGACUGGCACUGCCUGCAGCGAGAGGAUUGGGUUCAGGUUCCAGCUCUGGUCCAGUUCAUGAAUUCCCUUGAGUUUUGUAAUGCGGUAAUACAGGUGGCACAUCUCUCCAUCAGAUCCCAGCUGAUCGACUACAUUUACAAUGGCUUCCUUGUGCCCGUGGUGGCGCCUGCUCUUCAUAAGCUGACUGUGGAAGAAGUGAUGACCACAACGGCUUAUCUGGACCUGUUUCUCCGCAAUAUCUCUGAGUUGGCACUGCUGCAGAUAUUCCUUAGCUUCAUCUUUCUACACAAGCAUGAGACUGUGCACAUUUUGGACACUUUGGUCAGCCGAAUCAACACACCCUUCCAGCUUGGCACAGUGUCUCUCGCCUUGUUCCGGACUCUGAUUGGCCUGCACUGUGAAGAUGUAAUGCUGCAGCUUGUCUUAAGGUACCUAAUCCCCUGCACUCACAUGAUGCUGAGCCAGCGGCGGGUUGUGCGGGAGCGGGACUGCUACUCCAUGUCAGCUGCCAAAUUCCUUGCCCUCACUCCUGUCUACAGCUCUCAAGGACUCAGCCCGGAAUUUCCGAAACUGACGCCGGAUUACAUCCUCUGGUCCAAGAACUCUGGCAAUGAGGGUUCUGAUGAAGCCAUCCUGGAUCUCAGUGGCCAAGAGUACGCUUGCAUUGUAGGGCCGGGGAAGGUCAUGGACAUUGGUUACCUGCAGUAUCUAUAUGAAGCCCGGGAGAAGAUCUCACUGUGCAUUAAGGCCUGCCAGGUCUGGUCAGCUGCAUAUGAUGGCGAGAACCCACCACCUGAAUGCAUCGGCUCAGACUCGGGUGUUGAUAGGCUCAGGCAGUCCACUCCAUCACACCAGCCCCAGAUGCCUGGGCACCACACUACCUCUGACCGUUUGUUUCCUUCAGAGAGGAGCCAACAGCUGGAGCUGGAGUGGGACAACAGCUAUGACACUGGCAUGUCUCCUGACUCUGAGCCAGGCUCCCUGUUUUCGAAGGACACUCCUCUUGUCGAUCCACCAAAGCAUAUUCAGGAAAUGCGGAAGAAUGCCAUCAUGCUCGUUAAAGGCUCCUACAUCGAAGAGUCGGAUUUUCAGGACGAUUUCAUGGCAUACAAACUGGUUUCACAGAAAGACUCAUUGGAUACGGUUGACGCUGUUCUGAGCAAAGGUGGCAGUCCCGAGCAACGGGCAGUGAACACCUCGACACAAAGGGAUCAGCCAGUCAGCAACGGCCUCCUAGCCUCCCUUACCAAAAAUGAAGUGGAGCUUAAAAAUAAGAUGAACAGCAGCCUCAGUCAGCCGGCCAGCACCCCAGAGAACACAAAGGGCCAGAAACCCAACUUCAGGCGAAAGGCCUCAGGUGGCGAGGAGGAUGACAUCAUGGCCCAGUACAGUGAACUCCUGAAGGGCCUGGGCAUCAGUGCAGAAGGGGCACAAGAUGCUAAAGGGGACUCCGCCGAGCUCACCGUACCCAUGGAAGAAGACGACAUAGAUUUGAAUGCCUUCAAUGGAGAGCAGCCAGAGCAGGAAAAAAUGUCACCUCCCUUUGGCACCAAAAACUGGGCAGCGAGUAACAGCAGCGUCACCCGUGACAAAGGAGUGCCAUUCACCGGACCAUUCAUCAGCGUGCUCCUGUCGCGGCUCGAGAACAUGCUUGACAACUCUAUGCAUGUCAACCUGCUGCUGACUGGCAUCAUCGCCCAACUGGCUGCCUACCCACAGCCCCUGCUGCGCUCCUUCCUUCUCAACACCAACAUGGUCUUCCAGCCGAGUGUGCGAUCCCUAUAUCAGGUGCUGGCAUCUGUCAAGAAUAAUAUUGAGAAAAUCGCGGCUGCCAGGAAGGACUUCUCCACCCUGGUGUUUGAUGCCAAGCAGUACCUCCUCCACCGGGACAGCCCCCACUCAGAUCCUUUGGGGCCAGAAAAUGCACCAUCGCAUCACAACGGAGGUGGCAGUGGAACACAGGUGCGACUUGGCAAACAAACGAGGGGGGCUCUUCCUCUACCUGCUCUUCCUCCUACUUCUCCUCCUCUUCCUCACAGGAUCCCCCCACACAUGAGAAACUCAGUGUUUGCAGCUGUGCUGUUCACCGAGUUUCUCAAAGAGCUGGCAGCCACGGCGCAGGAGCACUCCAUCUUGUCACAUGCGCCACUGGAGGAGGAGUAGCAACAGCAGCAGCGCCCCCUGGUGGGGAGCCUUUGAAAAUGACUUUAAUAGUCGAAAGAGCUUCGGAGUUUAUUUUCUUAUAUUUCACGGUGCCUGGCACUUCUUCAUUGAAACGCGGCUCAGGUGGCCAUCUGCCUUUGGCGUGGGGUGCGGAAUGGAAGGGGAGCAUAUUUGCUGGCUUCUAACAUCUGUCGCAGGGGGCUUGAUGUGUCAGAAGCUGGUUCGUGUGGGCUCACGCCUAUUCCCUUUCUCGUUGCUGUGUUGUUUAGUACAUAUGUGGGAAGAUUGCGCAAACAUUACUCGUAAUGGAGCGCUGUACUAAUUUGGGAUGUCCUUUGCUGACCGGUUUUAAUAUUUGAGUAGCUGCAACACAACUGAGCAGACACCUGACAAUCUGUGAGCUUAAGGUCUGAUUUGUAUCGGCAUGGUGGUGACAUUUGGCCAAAACAGCAUUGUUAACAUGAUAGGGUCAAAACCUAAGGGGUAUCGCUUGGCCUUAGUGAGUAAGCGGGGCUUCAGGUCCCACACAUUCUGAUUGGUGUGCAGUGUUGUGCUGCGAGAGGCUAUCAUGAGGAAUACUGGUGCCAGUCGCAAGACUUGCCCUGUGUUCUCCUCUAGGAUUGCAGUUCUCUGCCAUCCCAUCAAAGGGCAUGCAUAUAUAAUCCUAAUGUGUGCCAUUCUUGAUUUGAGUGACUGCUGUGUGACCACAUCUGUCCCCAAACCCACACAAAAAGACUUGAUGCUGUGAUAGCCAGGAGAGGAACGCUAAACAGCCAUUAAACCAACAUAGCUUCAUCUAUUACAGGAGGGCAAGGAGCUGGCAUAGGCAACCAAGAAAGACUCCACUAUAGACAGUAUGCAUCAGUACAGGUGUAUCUUUUAAAGGGAGCAAGGAGGUGGCAUUGCACACCAGGAAGGACCCAGCUCUGGGCAGAAUGCAUCAAGAUAGCUUAAAGUAUUCUAGGGAGGCAAGGAGCUGGUAUUAAACACCAGAAAGGUCUCUACCCUGGGCAGAGUGCAUUAAGAUUGCAUAUUCCAUUCUAGAGAGGUAAGGAGCUGGCAUUGGGUACCAGGAAGGACUCAACCCUGGGUAGAAUGCAUUAAGAUAGCUUAAUCUAGUUAUAGGCAGGCAAGCACCUGGCAUUGGGCACCAGAAGUGACACAGCCAUGGGCAGAAAGCAUCAGGAAAGCAUAUUCUAUUAUUGGGAUGCAUGGAGCUGGUAUUUGGGUACAGGGACGGACCAAACCCUCUUUAGGAUGGCACACUUGGCCCCCAUUUUUUUGGAUAUCUUUAGGCCAUUCCUGGAUAUAAUCCUCCACAGGCACAAGAAACAGAUUCCGUAAAGACCUAAAAUUUAACCCAGGUAUCAGACUGGCAUCAACUUAGAGUCAUUAGGUGCAGCUCAACAAGCACUGUG